AUGUCCAAUUCUAAGGAUGGCCAUACCAGCGUUCGAGAUAGGCUCAAGUUGCAGUUUCAGGACAAGGAGGUCGCAGCAUUUCGAAUGCGGCUAGCUAGCUAUAAGUCAACACUUACCAUCGCUUUGGAAUUCUCCUCAUUCAAAAGCACAUCGCAAAACCUCGAGGCCACCAAAGCCCUUGAAGCAAAGAUUGAGGCCGUCGCGGCGCGUCUGACAGGCCAAAUGCAAGGACUUCAAAUUGGCCUACAAGCUUUCCACGAUGCUAGUGCUCAAAGCCAAGAGCUCGUUACGACUACCCAGCAGCAAGAACUAGCACAAGCCCAGGAUUCCAAGCUCUUACUUGCUAUUGAACAACAAAACAUCGCUCUCGGACACUGUUAUAGAGCUUGUAUGGCAGCGUUGAAGGAAACAACUCAAGCUACAGGCCAUACAUACAAGUAUUUAGAAGCUUCCAACGAGGCUAGAAUGCUUGCGGGCGACUUGGGUAAUGUGCCUGGAGGCUCUAAAAAUACAUACGAGGUUGUUCUUGCAAAGGAUAAAGCAAAUAUAGUCGUGGGAAACAUGGAAUGGCAAUAUGCGAAAGAUUUCUUUCAGAGAUAA
Molecule: messenger RNA, 600 nt
Organism: Hyaloscypha bicolor E
Lineage: Eukaryota; Fungi; Ascomycota; Leotiomycetes; Helotiales; Hyaloscyphaceae
Exons: 2
Coding region: 1-600 (199 amino acids)
Source: RefSeq, a predicted model, not a curated record